GACCAUGAUCAUUGUUAUGAUAAUUGCCAAACUGACGCACCAUAUUUUUAAGAAUCAUGUGAAUUUGAUCAAUUUUUGAACACAGAAUAAAAAGUCAUGGCUAACGAAUCAACAACUGCAGCUAUUACUGCACAAACGGAAUCCACAGCUGACGAGCUACACUAUCAAAGCCUUGUGAUUGGCUGUGUUCUGGCAAUAUGUGGGAACCUCCUGAUUUCUGUAUCCCUCAACCUUCAGAAAUACACCCACAUGAAAAAUGAAGAGCUUGAGGUAAAGAUUCACUAUACCCGCAACCCUCUGUGGUGGGCAGGCGUGUCUAUGAUGAUAAUUGGGGAGGUCGGGAACUUCUCCGCGUAUGGUUACGCUCCUGCCUCGCUCGUUGCUCCGUUAGGGACCACCACCGUUAUAGCCAACAUGUUCCUGGCAGCGAUAUUUUUAAAAGAAAAGAUAGGACCAGAAAAUUUAUUUGGUUCUGCCCUUGCUGUGGUCGGGGCCAUCUUGGUUGUUGGAUUUGCCCCAAAGAAAGAGAAGAUUCUCGAUGGAGCAUUGUUACAAACACAUUUGAAAAACAUAGGAUUUAUAGUUUAUACAUGUGUAGAGCUUGCAGCCUUGACGGGCCUUUUAAUACUGCUACAUCUCUAUAAAAUGACGAGGGUUGUCAUUUAUCUAUCUAUUGUCGCCAUUAUAGCUUCAUUUUCGGUGAUAUCUGCUAAGGCUGUUUCAAGCAUGAUCCAGCUAACGUUUGCGGGCGACUCGCAGUUGAAGUACUGGUCCCUUUACAUUAUGAUCUUUAUCAUGUUUUCAACAGCAAUACUGCAAGUCAAAUAUUUAAAUGCAGCAAUGAAAAAGUUUGAGUCCACUAUCGUGGUGCCGACAAACUUUGUCUUCUUUACCAUCAGCGCGAUCAUUGCUGGAAUUGUGUUCUACAGGGAGUUCUGGGGAAUGACAGCAUUAGAAAUAUUCAUGUUCCUGUUCGGAUGCUGCCUCUCAUUUGUUGGUGUGUAUUUUAUCGUGGCGGGUCGAAAAAUCCCUGCUGCAAUUGUCGAAGCCACACAUGCAACGCCAGGGGAACCCCCUGUGUCUAUAGCUUCCAAGAUUUUUCCAGCCUGGUUGUUAGCCACUAUGAACGUUGGCAAGGUUCAGCCAUCCGGUUACGUGAGCCACAUCUCGGAUGAGCAGGACGAAUCCCGGCGGCCGUUUGUUGCCGCUGAUGGCGCGGAUUCCGACUCAUCCCAGGAUACUUUGUACACAACAUACAAACCUGAAGCCAAUGGAAUUAAUGGCAAUAUGAACUAUGGGACUGAUGAGCAAUGACUAUAGGGUGAAGGUUUUUGAAAGGUUACAUUCAACUAAAAUUUUUGGUGGUGAUGAAUCUGAUGAUGGUAGUUUUAGAAGGGUUUUUGAUUGUCUUCAAUCAAUGUGGAUGUGAGAAACAGUAUUGUGAUUUGUUGUACUGUUUUCAAAUGCAUGUUAUUGUUUUGCUGUUGAUAUUAUAGUUAUCUAUCAAUGUUUUGUUUACGAAAUAUGUUAUACUUAUGUCAAGGUCCAAAUGGCCAACUUAUUUGCAUUUUUACUUAAAUUUGAAUGUUGUGGCUUUGUUUACUUAAGGUUAUACAAGAUACAAUUGUAAAGAUAUGUUACUGAAUUUUACUUACUUAAUUUUUAAGCAUAAUAAGAUUUCAUAUAUAAAACAAAUUCUGAUUGCAUUCCAACAAUUAUACUUUAUUACAAUGUACAAUUAAAUAUUCAAUCAGACAGAGGGAAAUGUUGGUCUUACUGCCAUGACCUGUAAAUUCUACUAGGUCCUUGUAAAAUUCCUAUGGGUUCGUUCCGUCUCACCGACAUAAAAUGCCAAACUUUGAUAAAAAAAAAAAAUCUGGCUUUUUUGUAGGGGUAAUUAAAUUAGACGCACCAUUUUGCACCUUAAUUGUACUUGCGUUUUUUUCAUAGUACAGUGGAAACUCACUAAACCGGAUCUCCACAAAACCGGAAUCCUCGGGAUACCGGACAUUUUUCAGAGUCCCGGUUUUUCCCUUCUAUUUUCAAUGUAAAAAAUCCCUACAAAACCGGAACCCCGGAAUUCCGGAUAUCGGACAAAAAAUCAUGAAAAUUUGUUAGUUGUCACUGUAAUUUUACCUCACAAAACCGGACGUUUAUUUGUUCAAACAUGUCAAAAUAAUUUUGUGUAUUAGGAAUUCGCGAAUCGCGUAUCACUUUGUUUUGGUAGCCGGUGCGUUGUUAAAUAUUACACCUGUGAUGUUGUGUUAACUCGAUAAUCGAUAAUGAUGGUUGCGCUGUGGAUUGACUGUCGCGCGAUAAUCAAACUUGUGAAAAGAAAAUUGAUUGAAACAUUAAUUUGUUUGUUGCAGAAAAUAAAGAACUAGAAACUGUUAUUUAGUGAUCAUUUUGGAGGGUUGUUUUAUCUAAAGAUUUCUAUGAUUGAAUCAAAUUAGAUCGGUGCGUUAAUUAAACUAUCAAACAUACUAAACAAGCAUUAAAUUACGCGAGUUGUUUUAUUUCAAGACUUGGAGAAAAGAUGAUUAUAAAAACGCAGAAAUGUUAAAUUAUGCUUAACACUUUUGCAAGUGCUUUAAUCAUGUCUCAACCUCCAUCUAAACGUCGGAGAAUUGAACUGUCCCUAGAGGACAAAAGCCUUUAAAGGUUAACUCAGUUAAUAUUUUGAGUAAACUUACUCCGUACAUCAAAUCCUCACUUAACCGGAAUCCUCACUAAACCGGAAAUUUUGCCCAGUCCGGACCUUGUCCGGUUUAGUGAGUUUCCACUGUACUAUUAUAAUUGUUUUUUGAAGGAAAAUUACUUAGUGUUUUAAACGAAAAUGAAAAACAUAUUGAAUAGAUUAUUUCAUCUGAAUCUACGAACAAUUUACAACGUUAAAUGAAAUUUUUAAAAAAUGGUGUAAUAGGUGUCAAGUGUGUUUUGUACUCAAAUUACUUUGCGCUAAAACAUUCUGAAUCAAGCCUUGAAUGCAUUACUAAAAAUAUGGACACAGAAGCAAUAUUUCACAAUAUUUUUUUUUCUAUCUUCAUUAAUAGAUUUUACCGAUUUGAAAUGGAGAAAAAAUAUUUUUAUCUUGAAAACGUUCCAGUUCUGUAAUAGUUUUGUGAAUUCAUUGUUACUGCACAUUUGGACAUUUUGUUAAUCUUUUUGGGUUUUAAAUCUGUUAGUUUUAAAUGGCAUAUAUUUUUUUGGAAUGACAAAAUUUUAGAUGCUGUAAGACCACAUGACUGACACCUUUCCCGAACUUUCAUGAUGUCUACAAUUACAUGCACUUAAUUAUUCAGAUGUUUUGUUUUGUUUUUGUUUGGUCGAAUACCUUGUGAUAUAUGUAUAUAUAUAGUUAAUAUAAAAUUAUGUAAAUAGUGAAUUAUUCAUUUGAGAAAUAGGUCUGGACGGUAUAGCAUACAUGUAUAUAAUUAUAUUAUAAUUAUCAAAUUGGAGUUUAAAAUGUUAUGUUUGUUAAACAUAUGUUACUGAUAUUAUGCAGCAUGUUUUGAUGGGAAAACAUUUUAUAGAACUGGCAUCAAUUGAACAUAAAAAAGCUUAGUUAGAACUGGCAACAAUUGAACAUUAAAAAGCAUAGCUAGUAAACAAUAACUCCAGACUUGCUGCUUCAUUUACAUGGAAACACCUGGGAUCCGUUUCAUCAAGAAUACAAGUAGCAAUUUUGUAAUAUUCAAAAUUUAUUCCACAAACUGAAUAACUCAACCGAUUCUUGGAUGAAGCAAAUGGAUAAUAAUAUAGAUAGGCAGCGUUUAAUAUGGAUGUGAUAUGUGGAAGAAUUGUUGAUACUGUUGAUAAUUGUUGUCAGGGCUGUGAGCAGGAUUUUGUGAAAAAGAGGAAUAGAACGCCAGAGGUCUAUCAUGGUAAACAACUAGUUUAUUGAAAUCUUGUGACUGCCCAUUUGCUAAUUUCAUCUGCAAUGAAAGCAGGAGGUACUUGCAUUGACAGAACCUUAUACAUUUUUGCCAAUCAUUAUAACCUUAUAAUGUUCCCUACAUACACCAAAUGUUCUCUGUGAAUUAUUAUUAAUUCCAAAAUGGUCGUACUGUGUUAGUAAUGAUACCAUUUAUUAUUUAAGGUCAAUUGACGUCAGCUAUAUCUUUGUUAUUAUUUUAUAUUUUCUUAAUCUGUUAAGAGAUAUGUAAAUUUCUUGUUUUUCAUCACCUGUUAAAAGCAUUAAAUAACCUUUGAUGAAAGGAAAAUUGAAAUAUAAGACUUCCAUUUGUAAACUUUAUUUAUUGUUAAAAUAUGUUAUUAUUGAAAUGUGUCUUAAUUGUAUGCAUGUAAGAGAAUAUAUAAUAUAUCAGACACAGUGUUACAGAAAACUUAAAGUGAAAUGUUGCAGAUAAUAUUGAUUUUCAUGUUAUGUAAUUUAUGUCAAUAUUCCAUCAGAUGUUUGGGCAAAUGCAUGUGUAUGCUGUUUUUUGCAUGCUGUAAUAAACAUUGUUUGUCAUA
Mya arenaria is the source of this 4476-nucleotide messenger RNA. Its product is annotated as NIPA-like protein 2. The coding region runs from base 97 to 1314 and encodes 405 amino acids. Gene Ontology annotation, molecular function: magnesium ion transmembrane transporter activity. Gene Ontology annotation, cellular component: membrane. The transcript is spliced from 11 exons. The record is from RefSeq and is a predicted model, not a curated record. NCBI's taxonomy places the organism in Eukaryota, Metazoa, Mollusca, Bivalvia, Myida, Myidae. Gene Ontology annotation, biological process: magnesium ion transport.